Apis florea (little honeybee) is the source of this 1014-nucleotide messenger RNA. RefSeq names its product COMM domain-containing protein 3. Lineage: Eukaryota; Metazoa; Arthropoda; Insecta; Hymenoptera; Apidae. Gene Ontology annotation, biological process: sodium ion transport. The record is from RefSeq and is a predicted model, not a curated record.
AAAUUUUAAAUAUAAUAAAAAUUAAAAUAUAUUAUCUAGUUCUGGUUAUAUAAAUCUAGACGUACAUAUUUUAUUUCUAUUCAAUAAAAAUAAUUAACUGAGAAAGCAUACUUAUAAGUGAAUUUAAUUUUUUGGAAUAUAAUAAUGGAAUUAUCGAAAGAUACCAUUGAUGGUAUUGCUAAUAUUUUAAAUACAAAUGUUAUUACUGAUGAUAAUUUCUCACAAAUUUUAGAAACAGCUAUUUCAUGUAUAUAUGAAAGUCCUUCAGAAAUAAAAUGCACUGUAAAAGCAUCUGAUUCAAAACCAAUUUUAACAAAAAAAACUUUUACUGAUGUGGUAUGUUUACUUAUAGAAGCUUCUCGGCAUGACUUAGAUGAAGAAAGUUUAAGAAAUUUUUUAAAUCUCAUAUAUAUUGAUGAAAAAAGAAUUAGCAAAUUAUGUGAAGUAUAUAUUAACAAUAAAACAGCAAUACAAUCUCAGUUGGAAUUGAUAGGCAAUAAUCCACCUCAUAUUAUUGAUAUAGACUGGCAUUUAGAUUAUUGUAUCAAGUUGGACACAUGCGAUUCACUUGGUGUUCCUCUUUAUCAUGUGAGACUUAGUACUAAAAAACAUGAAACAAUAAAUUAUGUAACAUUUUCAUGUACAAUACAGCAAUUGCAAGAUUUGGUAUUUAAGCUCAAAGAUGUUAUUAGAUAUUCAGAGAAGCUCACUAAUGUUUAGCUGUAUCUUUAAGUUAUUAGUUUACUUCAUACAAUACAACUCAUUUAUAUUUUUAAAGUUUCUUGGAAUUAUUGUUUUAACUACUUUUUUUUACAAUAUAUGAAUUUCUAUAAAUGAAGCAUAAUCAACAAUUUAUGACAUUUGUAUAUUAAUAUUUACACAAUAAUUAUUAUAGUAAUCAUUUAAUAAUAAACUCAAUUUGUACGUAUAAGUGUAGUGGUAAAAUCUUAUACAAAUAACAGACCAUGUAAAGUAUAAUCAACUAUAUUUUUAUAAUUAAAAGAACAUCCUCUA